CUUUGUAUACUAUCAGCAUAAUAUCAAAAUCAAUAAGAAAAGAUCAGAAGAUAGUGAUUCAUAUCAAUAAUAUUAUUUUGUCCCAUAUCUCCUCCAAACUGUAAAGAUCCUAUACAAGCUUUUAUUAGCCAUAUCACACGUUAACAUGUAUAUAUAAACACUACUAGUCACCCCUUCUUCAAAGUUAUCAACCACAAGAGUGUGCAUCUUCCUACCUAUAUACCAAUCGAUCGAAUUGUCGUGUUUUUCUUCUUUACCAUACAUUGUUUUCUUAAAGUUGUAGUCGUCGAGUAUGGCUAUCGAUACUCAAUUUCAUGUCCUAGCCGUUGAUGAUAGCAACAUUGAUAGAAUGCUCAUUCAAAGGCUCCUUACCACAUCCUCUUUCCAAGUAACCGCAGUGGAUUCAGGCACCAAAGCAUUAGAGUUGUUGGGUUUGCAAGGAAAUGAAUUGCAGGUGAAUUUGAUAAUCACUGAUUAUUGUAUGCCUGGAAUGACUGGAUAUGAUCUCCUUAGGAAAAUCAAGGAGUCUGAAAAUCUUAAAGAUAUUCCAGUGGUGAUUAUGUCCUCUGAAAAUAUUCCGGAUAGAAUAAAUAGGUGCUUAGAGGAGGGUGCAAAUGAAUUUUUCCUAAAGCCGGUUAGGUCAUCAGAUGUCGAUAAGCUAAAACCACACUUAAUGAGGAACAAAUCAAGGGACCAAUAUUCACUAGACAACCAGAAAUCAAACUAUAAGACUCAAGAGGAGCAAAUCAAAGGUUCAAUAUUUAUUGGACAACAAGAUAUCAAACUAUGAAGAAGAAGUUUUUUAUUUAGAACAAUAUCAAGAUCAUGAUUAUGUCAUGUCCUUUUCAAGAAAAAAUUACAUGAUGUACUUGUUAUUGAAAUUCAUAAU
Molecule: messenger RNA, 889 nt
Organism: Chenopodium quinoa (quinoa)
Lineage: Eukaryota; Viridiplantae; Streptophyta; Magnoliopsida; Caryophyllales; Amaranthaceae
Product: two-component response regulator ORR9-like
Exons: 5
Coding region: 293-790 (165 amino acids)
Biological process (GO): phosphorelay signal transduction system; cytokinin-activated signaling pathway
Source: RefSeq, a predicted model, not a curated record